Monoraphidium neglectum is the source of this 2067-nucleotide messenger RNA. RefSeq lists its product as hypothetical. The record is from RefSeq and is a predicted model, not a curated record. The transcript is spliced from 7 exons. Lineage: Eukaryota; Viridiplantae; Chlorophyta; Chlorophyceae; Sphaeropleales; Selenastraceae. The coding region runs from base 1 to 2067 and encodes 688 amino acids.
AUGGCUGCGCGCUGCACCGACGCGGCGGGCGCCGCAGACGUGCGCCAGCAGCUGGACGCGCUGCAGCAGGACGUUUCCUUCCUCAUCCUGGCCACGCGCAGCGCGGAGGCCCGCCAACUGAACGAUCACAUCUCGGCCGUGCGAGGCCGCCUCAGCGCCAUGCUGGGCGCCGGCGGCGCGGCCGCGCCGCUGCUCAUGGCGCCGCUGCGCGACGCCGGCGCCGCCACCAGCCCGCCGAUCGCCGCUGCCGCGGCCGCCCGAAUCGACGCGCCGACGACGAGCCCACCUGUCGCCACCGCCGUGCCACGCACGCCGCCCGCCGCGGCGCCUCAGAUCCCCGCCGCGCCGCCGCGCCGCGCCGCCGACGCCGCCCCCGGCACAUCCCCCUCGUCGCCACCGCCGCCGCCGCCGCCGCCGCGCCCCGAGUUUGCGGCGCUGCGGUCGCGCUGGCUGAGGCACCGGGCGGUCUGCAGCCCCGCCAUGGCGCACAGGGAGCCCGCCGCCUGGGCGGAAGUCCAGGAGGUGCUGCUGGCCGCCGACGCCGACUUCCGCGCGACCGGGGACCCCGCCAGCGCCGCGCUCAUGGACGAGAUCGUCUCGAGGGCCGCGCGCGACGAGUACGCAGAGUAUGGCUUUGAGGAGGGCGAGCCGCUGCCCCGCGUGCCGACCGGCAGGGCACUGAAGGGCUGCUUCGAGCACUACCACCACGCACUGGCGCGCGCCGCGGGAGCGCGGGUGGAGGUGCGGGUGUCAUCAGGGCGGACGGGCGAUCUGUGCCACAAGAGCCGGCAGGCGGAGUGGGACGCCUACGUCCAGGGCGAGCCGGCCAGGGUCGAGGCCGCCAAGCAGGCCGCCAUCGCCAAGGACGCCGCCAGGGCCCGCAAGAUCAAGACCAAGACCAAGGAGGCCGCCGCCGCCGCCGCCGCCGCCGCCACCCAGACCGCCGGCCAGCACAGCGCGGCCGCCUUCGUGCCGGCCAACGCGGCGCCCGGCGCCUCGGCGGCCCCGGCGGCGCUCGCGCCCGCGGGCGGCGGCUCCACGGGCGCGCGCGGCGCGUCGGACCCCUGGUCCGACCCCUGGGGGUGGCAGGGCCGGGCGACGACGCACUACGCCGUGGGCGGCGCCCUGCCUUGGGGCGGCGCCGUGCCGGCCGAGCCGUGGCUGGACGAUGACGUCAUCGCUUAUGCCACCGACGGGGACUUCCAGAACGCGCUGAUCAGGCGCCAGCUCAGAUCGGACCACCGCCUCCAAAUGAUCCUGGCCGACCGCGACGCCGCGGCGCGCGACGCCGCCGCCAAGGACGCCGCCGCCGACGCCGCCGCGGCGCGAGAGAUCAAGGGCAUGGCCGCCGCGGCCGCGGCCGUGAUGAAGCACGGCGUGUUUGCCAUCCAGGACUUCCAGGACAGCGUCGCGGCCGCCGAUUCGGCACUGGCGUGCGUCGAGGCGCUGUUUGAAAGCGCCCGCGCCGUGGCCUCGUGCCGGCGCGGCGCCGCCGCCCCGGAGGGCGCCUCCUGGGCGGCCGAGGGGGGCGCCGGCGGGGGCGUCGCGGCCGAGGCGGAGGGGCUCGAGGCCGGCGCCGCGGCGGCGCUGGCUGGGCUGCUGGGGGCGGAGGGCGGCGCGAGCAGCGCGUGCGACACCGAGGCCCGCGCCGCGCAUGAGGUGAGCUGCCAGCCCUGCUUGGCGCCCCUCAUGCCCUCUGACGGCGAGGCGCGCCGCACCAAGAGCGCCGGCUUUGCUGCGCAGCCAACGCGCGUCGCCGUCCGCGUCAAGCAGACCGCCGCCGGGGCCGUGGCCGUGGCCAAGAAGGGCACCACCAAGAACGACAAGAAGGACAAGACCAAGGGCGCCGCCCCCGCGGCCGCCACCAGCCCCUGCAAGGCCCUCCCCGCCCCCGUCCUGCUCAACCUGGCCGCCUGCGGCGCGCGGCUGAGCUGGGCGGCGCCCCAGGCCGCCGGCUGCGGGCCGAGGGCGGGGGCAGCGGCGCAGCGCGCGGCGCGGCCGCAGGUCAGCGUGCCGCCGGCGGCCGUCCACAGGAGGAAGGCCUGCCCGAGGUCAGCGCACGCAUGA